This is a messenger RNA of Cololabis saira (Pacific saury), 4382 nucleotides long. It is a transcript of the gene proser1, whose product is annotated as proline and serine rich 1. Bases 405 to 2813 code for a protein of 802 amino acids. Lineage: Eukaryota; Metazoa; Chordata; Actinopteri; Beloniformes; Belonidae. The record is from RefSeq and is a predicted model, not a curated record. The transcript has 12 exons.
UGUUGACGUUGUGAGCGCCAGCUGUGCGGAGCUAGCUCGCUUCUGCAGCUUUCUUUGCUCUUUCCUGCUCAAUUUCAUCCACAUUUCUAAACUUUCCCGCCCCCGAUGUGAUGCAGACGGAUAAUUGCUGCAGUUAAGCUCGUAUAAACACCUCAGCAAAUGUUAAUUAAGUUAUAUUAGCUCUUUGUUUUCGUGCUGCGCGCUUCUGGUGGCGGCUAGCUCGUUGUUAGCUGCGCUCAGAUCUGCUCAAUCUGGUCUUUCCUGUCGGAUUUGUGAAGAAAUCUCGCCUCAAAGUGUCUCCAAAGGCGCCUUAUGCAUCUGUGGUAGCAUGUGUUUAGGUUAGGAGACAGAAACACUGGCCAUCAGCAGCGGGGAAGACUUUGCUGCGAGUUUAAGCAACAAUCAUGGACAAGAAGUCGUUUGACAUCGUGCUGGAUGAGAUCAGGAAGUGCGUCCUGACCGACCAGAGGAUCCGAGCCAUCGAGCAGGUGCACGGAUACUUCUCCAGCGAUCAGGUGACUGAGAUUCUGAAGUAUUUCUCGUGGGCUGAACCUCAGAUCAAAGCAACGAAAGCUCUGCAGCAUAAAAUGGUUGCGAUCCCCACGACUCAAGUGGCUCAAAUCCUGAACUGUUUCACCUUCUCAAAGGACAGACUGGUCGUUCUGGAACUGAUAGCUUUGAACAUUUCAGAUGCUCAAAAUUAUCGUCCAGUGGAGGAUUUGUUUCGUAUCCACUUGUCUGAGAAGAAGCGCGCUCGAAGGAUACUGGAGCAGGUGUGUAAGGUCGGCUGCAAGGCCCCGGUCGCCAGGAUCUCCUCGUGUGGGAUGAUUCCAGGAAAUCCUUACCCUAAAGGCCGACCCAGCCUGGUCACCGGCACCUUUCCUGGAAUCCCGCCUGCUAAAAAGGACGGCGAGAAGAAAGAAGAUGCAAAUAACAAUAUGGAGGGGAAAGGAAUCGCUUCCCGGAUUAUAGGGUCAUUCAAACCUUUCCCCUCAACGUACAAUCCCCACCGGCCCGUCCCGUACCCCAUACCGCCAUGCCGACCUCACGCCACCAUCGCACCAAGUGCAUACAACAACGCAGGCCUUGUUUCUGUGGGAGGGGUUAUAACCGCCACCGUGCCCCCUCCCCCCUACAACUCUGUCCACAAAGUAGCAGGUUAUGCUAAACCUGGCAACCCCCAGAACACCACACCAGGAAUCAACAGCGGGCCCCUUCCCCUCCAUCACGGAUCCACUCCUUCUACCCCCGCCCCCACCCAAGCCUCUCCUGCCCAGCUUCCCCCCACGACCCCCAUCACCCCGGUCUUCCCCGGCAUGGUGACGUCCCACAACCUCAACUCUCCCUCCCCGGGCCCGUCUCCAUCCGUGAUCAAAGCCGGACCCCAGACCCCCGGGGGCCACUCCACCCCCACGCCUUCGUCCGUCAUCAAAGCCCACACCCCGACGGGGACCCCAUGUGGCACCCCGGUCCCCGGGGGCUACCCUUCCUCCCCGUUCUCCUCCCUCUCCCGACCCGGCACCCCGGCGACGUCCCGCAGCGCCCAGAACUCCCUGCCUCAGACAAACGCCAUGGGUUCGGCUCAGCAGAGGAGCUACGCUCAGGCCUCGGACCUCCAGCCGGGCCCCGGUGGCUUCGCCGGAGCCCACCAGCAAGCAGGUAACCCCCCCGGGUCGGUCAUCCGGAGUUACACCCCCUCUGGACUAUCACCUCUCACCCCCGGAUCCUCCUCGGCGGGCAUUCCCAACCGUUCUACCCCAGGCCAUAGUCCCAAACCCUCUCCGGUCCACCUGGCUCAGGCUCAGGCUCAGGCUCAGGCUCAGGCUCAGGCCCAGGCCCAGGCCAUCUUGGCUGGAGCUCUGAACAGAAACUCUGAAGGCAGUAGGAGUAACAGCCCCGUUCCUUCGGCCUUCAAAGGCACCUCCCGUUCCGGCACGCCGUCGCUGAACCCGCUGGUGGCGCCGGGCUCCGCUCAGACCACCCUGGCCCGGUCGUUGGGUCUCUCCCACCCCCCCGGCUCCCCUCAGGUUUCCCUCCCCAGCCCCGUCGCCCUCAGCGGCCUCCAGGCGCUGUCCUCCAGCCCCGGGCCCAAUCACUACCCGGGCCUGUCCCACUUCCCAGCGCUGUCCUCGUCCCUCUCUCCGGCCGCCAUCCCUUCGUCUGUGUCCACGGUGCCUCCGACCACCAACAUUGCUUCUAACCACCCCCCAACUUCCAUGUACCCAGGCCUGGCCCCCAGCGGCGGCCCCGGCGUGGCUUCGCCCUUCGGCCUAGGCCUCACCUCUGCCUCGGUGUUCCCGGGGCUCCCGCCGGGGGCCGGCGCCGCCUUCCCCGGGCUGGGGGUGUCCGGGGGCCACGGCGCCGGGAGCCCCGUGCUGUCGUCGCUCAUGGGACUGUCGGGCGCCGCUCCGGCUUCAGUAGCAUCGGUGGCGCCACUGCAGGCGGCGGCGGUGGCGGCGGCAGCAGCGGCCGCCGCCGGGGUUCCCUCGUCAUCACCGGUGCUGCCCGGGUUCGCUUCGGCCUUCAGCUCCAACUUCCAGCCCGGGCUGAGCAGCGGCCUCCAGCCUCCAGGCAGCAGUGGUUUUCCUGGCCUGCUGUCCUUCCCUGCCGUUCCGGGCUUCUCCCCCUCUGCUUCCCCGGCGCUGGGCGGCCUGCACAACCCCAGCAUGCAGAGCGCUCUGCUGCAGGCUCAUUCUACAUCAGGCCUGGAGAGCUUCCCUCCCCAGCCCAACAGCUUCCCCAGCUACGCCCCCGGCCCGGGAAACCCCUUCCCCCUGCAGCCGGGCCUGCACCCCCAGCUGGGCUGGCAGUGACAGUGACGGGGAAACGACUCGGUCCGGGCUCGGCAGAACGAUGGCCUUGACCCGGACCAGAGCAGGAUAAGAGUUUAUUAUCUCAUGGCAGCAGUGACUCACUGAAGGAGCAACACUACCUGGAAAUCACUCCUGUACGGAAGAGAAGCAGAGCCAGGCAGGAGGAAAAGAUUUUUUUUUUCAUUAUGCACUUCGAGAAAAAAGUUGAAAUGUUGAGAAAAUAGUUGAAAUGUUGAGAAAAAAGUUGAAAUGUUGAGAAAAUAGUUGAAACGUCGAGAAAAGAGUUGAAAUUUCGAGAAAAAAGUUGAAAUGUUGAGAAAAAAAGUCUAAAUGUCGAGAAAAAAAUCGAAACGGCGAGAUUAAUGUUGAAGUAAAAUAUUGAGAAAAAAGUUGAAAUGUUGAGAAAAUAGGUGAAAUUUCAACUUUAUUCACGAAAUUUCGACUUUAUUCUUGAAAUUGUAUUUCAACAUUAAUCUCGACAUUUCAACUUUUUUCACAAUAAAAAAAAAAUCUUCAAAUAUUUUUUUUUUAUUGAGAAAAAAGUUGAAAUGUUGAGAAAAAAGUCUAAAUGUCGAGAAAAAAAUCGAAACGUCGAGAUUAAUGUUGAAGUAAAAUGUUGAGAAAAAAGGCGAAAUUUCAACUUUAUUCACAAAAGUUCGACUUUAUUCUUGAAAUUGUAUUUCAACUUUAAUCUCGUCAUUUGGACUUUUUUCUCGAAAUUGUAUUUCAACAUUAAUCUCGACAUUUCAACUUUUAUCUUCAAAUCUUAUCUUAAAUAUUUUUUCUCCUGCACGGCCCUGAUACUCUUCCGUACUCCCGGACCUGUGAAUAUCAACGAUUAGGUUUUAAAAGUAGACUGUAACGUUAGCCUGACUCCUCCUGUGUGUGUGUGUUUUUUUAAUUAUAGUUAUGAACAUUUAUUAAUGAAUUAUAGAAAUUUUUGACAUGAAUUAUAGUGAAUUAACAAGAUCAUGAUGUGUUAUUUUCCCAUGAAAGGAAACUGCAGACGAGCUCUUUGCCCCGGAUCUUUGCAGAAAUACUGUAUUUACUUUUCGAUGUGGGCAUAUUGUCAGCAUUUUUAACUUAUGUUUUUAUUUUUUGAUGACUAUAUGUCGGGCUCUGGGCGGUUUUUACUGUGAUUCAUAAUUCCCAUGUUUACAAAGUGGACCGAUGUGACGCCCAGCACUGAGACCCGGGUCCUGCUGCAGAAACCACAUCCUGCUUUUACACAGACUUGAAGUGCACGGGUCCGUGGACUUGGCGGCCAUCCGUUUUUUGUUUUGAAAUAGCAAAAUAAAAAUAGAGAAAUAAUCCAAAAUAAUCCGUUUCCCGUUUUUUGUUUUGAUAAUAAAAAACGGAAAACGGAUCGUUAUCCAUUAUCCUUUUCUCUAUUUCCUAUUCGUUUCUAAGGAUACUGAAAACAAGGAUUGGACAAAUGGGGGGAUUUACGACGGAGUAUUUGGGCCAAACUAAGACAAAAAAAAUGGAAAUUACGUGAAUAAAGUCGCAAAAUUACGAGAAUAAAGUAGUAAAAUUACGAGAAUAAAGUCGUAAUAUUACGACUUUAUU